Spirodela intermedia is the source of this 8268-nucleotide messenger RNA. The record is from the annotation of a GenBank genome assembly. Lineage: Eukaryota; Viridiplantae; Streptophyta; Magnoliopsida; Alismatales; Araceae.
AUGCCGGAAACCCUUUCUUCUUCCCCGGACGGCGACGAAGCCGUCGACAUUGAGACGCUUCGCAGGUCUGCAAGUCGAUGCUGCGCACUCCUCAUCUUUCAUACCUUCUCUGUUUUCAUUCGACGGACUUGAUGCAUGCGACUGUUUUUUGGAUGUUCCCUGUUUGCUGCGUGUUCCAGCCGUUUGAAUGAGUUGUUUGAGAGCGUGGGAGCAGACACCUUCGACAAUGAUGAGGCAAGCUCGAAUUUUGAGAGCUUUCUGGAAGAUGGCAUUGCCGAACUCCUGGUAUAUGCUUGUGUACUAUACGUGCAUAUUUUUCCUUCCGUCCAUAUCUUCCCUUUUUUCGGCUUUAUAUGUAGCUGAAUAUUUUUUUUUAAAAUAUUUCUACAAUGUCUGUCUGCUAGAGAGCGCGGAAUGAAAUCGACUUAGAAGACGAGACCAUUGCCUCCUUGGACAGUGAGGAUUCAGGUAAGUUAGCGGCUGCAUUAUUCUCUUGUUUAGUGUUUGAAACUUUCCAUUGCAAAUGCCCAUAUGAUUUUUACGUAUUUAACAGAUAUUUAACCUAAAUUUACCGAUCGUGACUCUAUAAAUCACCUCAAAUUGCCCCUUAAUUUAUUUUUUCUGUCGUGGGGGAGAUUCCUGAGUAGCUUUAAGAACAGGGCUGACGUUAUACACGAAUUUAUGUUUCGCCAUGGGAUUUUGGACGACAGGAUUUUGAAAAUGUCUUGGACAAUUUGACCGAAACUAUCCUAAUUUUAAUUGAAGUGCAUAAGAAAAAAAAUUGAAAUUCGAAUAAAAAUAAAGAAACAAAUAUAUUAAGGUACUAAGCGACCAUACUAACCUUAAAUCUUGACAGAAUGUGUGCAGGAUAGCAUUCUGCAUUAUUCUAUUCCUAAGGCUCAUUGGUCAUGACUAGUCUGACUUUAGAUGAGUUAGAAUCUGUUGCUUUCUUCAGGUUCUCUGAACUUUUUGAAAAAUAUUAUUUUAAUAUAAUGCAUGAACUAAAGUUAGUCAGAAUGACAUAAUCUGGUUCACUCCAUUACAGGAAAAUUUUUAGAGCAAUUGAAGAGGGAGCUUACAUUAGUAGAAGAUGAAAACAGAAAAACUGAAGAUAAAAUAGCGGGUGUUAUGAGAGCCGUUAAUGAAGGUUAGUAGUUUUUUUUGUUUCAUUAUCGGUUUAGUUUGUAUGAUAUAUCGUGAUCAUUUUCUUAUCUGCAGAUUCUGCUAAACUCUAUGGUGAUCUUGUUGCUUUGGAUUUGUUAUUUAAAUCAAAAAAAUCGGAGGUACGUAUUUAUAUUAUUAUAACACACAUUUUUCAUAAUCUUGGAAUCCAAUUGCAAAGUUUUAUGUUGUACAACGGGUUGUAAGGGGUUCUUUGCUUCUGAACUUUAUCCUUGAUAUCAUGAAGUUGAACUUCUUGCAUAUAAUUUAAUGAUUUAUGGUGUGUAUCUUGCAAUCUUAGUUGUCUCGUAAAUCUUGGGACAGUGGAAGCAAAUUAUGUGCUUCAUCUCAUCUACCCUAUACGAAUAUGGGAUUUAUGCUUUGGACGGUCUCUCAUUCGAUGCUCCUGUGAGGGUUUCAAUAUACAUAAUUAUUACCAGUGAAAUUCUGGUUAGUACUCAGUAUUGCCCCUUUGUGCAUUUCAGUAGCUCAGAUUGCAUCUUUGUUCUACUCUACACAAUUUUAGUGUUUAUUAUACAUUUGACUGUUUUCCCAACGUUUAUUGGAAGGAAAACGGCAUUAAGAAGUAGAAUUAAGCCUAGUAUAACUAGUGUUUUUUCUUUCAGAUCCAGGCUUGAACAUCAUUUCAUGGUGGUUUGAAUGAGAGUCAUUUUGAUGCUUGAAUUUUUCUUACCCAAGUUUAUUCCACAAAGUGUGGCUUGUUCAUCAAUGCAGUUAUUGGAACUGGAUUGACUUGCUAUCUUGGAAAGCAAGCUGACUUUUGGGAGUUGGACUGGAAAAUCGACUUUUUUGUCACAAGGUUUUGGGCAGGAAAACAUUUGAUUUUUAAAGUGCUCGUAAAUUCUCGAUUCAUCCUAAGGUUUUGUUGAUAGAUCGGAAAUCAAUAUACAAUUUCGCUGUUAUGUAUCUAAAGAAAAACUUUGUUCAUUUGUCGUUUGCUAUCUAUUUGUCUGUAAAUUUUUCCCAUUGUAAGUAAAUUAGGCUUUAUUUUGUAUUUUAUUUUGCUUUCCUCCACUCGUUGUGUUGUCACCACUUUACCCACGCAAUUUUGUAUGUGAAGAUAACAGAGCUGCUGUAUGCUAGAAUCCACUUUCAGGCACUUUCAUGUCGUCUAUGUAUGGCGUUUUUUUAUUCUCUAACUCGUAUAUUCUUGUUGCAAACAUCUGAACGUGAUGAUUUUUUUGUAAUUUAUAGCUUGAGUAUUUUUCUUAAAGACAUCAGUGCAUAAUGCUCUUGAUCUCUUGUUUAGGAUGUUGACAAAUCUCAAGGUCCCACGCUUAGUUGCAGAUCACUGGGUGUUGACCAUCAAGAAAGCACAACCUAUGCAUGUGAAGAGGAAAAGUUUAAGGUAAACAUUGGUUGCUCACUAUCUUGCAAAUUUUUAAGUCAGAAUAUUUUGUGUUAACUUCUGUUACCUCUCUUAUAUUGCCAAGGGUAUUCAUUCCAAGAAUAUGGUAAUUACUUAUAUGCUAUGAGGGGAUUUGGGUCUUCCCUAAGACCUUUGUGCUGAAGUUGAUGACUUCAGUAUCUGAAGUAUCUCCGCAUCUUCAGAAACUCGGCAUGGAGAAUUUGGAUUUCAAGUGUGUAGCUUGACCCCGUUUAAAAGGCUACUCUUCAUUUAAUUGUGGAUAUUUUUCUUAAGAAUUAUAUGUGAGUAAAUCAACAUCAAUCAUGAAAGUCAGAAACAUACUUGAUCAAAUGAUCCUAGUAAUGAUCAAUAUUGCCCUUGAUUUUCUUGUAAGUUGAUAGGAUCGUGCAAGUUGUACUCCAUAAGUUUGUGAAACCCUAUUUUAUUGAAAGAACUUGGACCUAUUUUGUGGAUGAGUUUUUGGCAGAGAAAAAAAGGUUUUAUGGUAAGAAGGACCUAAAAAUAAAGCCUAUAUGACAAAAGUUGGCCUUUCAAUUCUAUGGGGACAUGUCAUCGGAACUUGUACAAGUUGGAGGCAAAGGUAGAAAAGUAUCUGUUUUUCAUAGUCAUUUGGAGUUGACUCUCUUGCAGUGGAUAGGCCACUCCCCCACCCAGAGUGUAAGCUCCAUCAUAUGAGAAUCUAAUUGGAUUCCACGGUUUCAAAGUUCAAGACCUCGAAGCUUAUCCUGUUAAAGACUUAUACAUGCUCAAGUGAUCUUCUCAAGGUUCCUAUUACAUUUUCAAUGCCCUCCAUCAUUCUCAGAGAUGUUGCAUGUUUCUCCUAAGCUGUUUUGUGUUUAUUUAAACAAGAUUGCUAUCAAUCAAGAUUAGGGUCGCUAUAAAGAUUGGUUAGUCUCUUUGGGAAGAAAACUUGUAUUAGGUUAAUUGUUGCCAUAGACUAAGCCACCGCUUUGCCUCUGUGAAAUCUUACACGAAACAUUUUAUAUUCUGAAACGGGUUUUACUUUGACUUUUUCCUCUUCGACUUGUUUCUUCAGUCACGACAUGUCAGCUGUUCCGUUAUUAUGAUAUUUUUACGAUUUUUGUUCCGUUUUUUUGCUUUUUACUUAUCAUUUAAAUAUUCUAUCGUUUACUUUUGAUUGUAAAUACAUCUUUCAGGUUUUUCAGCUCGACCACCAGAUUGAGAAGACUAAUCAUUACUUAACUCAGUUGCAGAUGCUUGAUUCUGUUUUCAAGAGGUAGUUGCUUUUUAAAUAUAUUGGUAAUGUCUUCGUAUGUUCCCAAUGGUAUCCUCAUAUAUGCUUAUUAUACGUGAAAUAAAUGCUUUGUUGGCUUUCCCUGGUCUAAAAUAUCAAGUAGCACUCCUGCAUGCAAUUGAAGGCAAAAAAUUCUCUAAUCACUGGAAUCAGGCAAAAAAAAUCUCUUUUGCACCACCUGAAAUUCACGUUUCCCAAAUCUGUUUUUAAUCCUUCCUAAAUAGCAUUGGGUUAUGUGUUAAUCGAUACACAGAAGAGUUGAAUGAAGGAAAUUAUCUAUUUCUUCCUAUGGAGGUAAAUGUAGGAACCUACUACCUUCUGCGGAUCCUUCUCCCCCUUCUCCCUUCUUUUUUUUUCUCCCUUAGUUUGAUGUUUGCUUUCUUGGUUUCCCUUGUUUUUGCUUCCUCUUUUCUUGUCUGUUUGCUCAAUUUCUUUUGUCCCUCUUUCCUCUUUCUUCUCUCUUCUAUAGUGAUUGAUAGGCCUAAUGACACCAAUGUUAGCCAGAACUAUUGGCAAUGCACCUGGAAUGAACUACACUCGCAUAGAAGCUGAUUUACUCAAAUUAGCUGAUGGGGGUUUGAUUGGCUUUUUGAGGAUAAAAUUUCGUUUCAUUUUGAAUGAAUAGUCCUUGGUAUGAAAAAAAAGUGGCCUAGAAUAGGAUGUUUGGCUUUACAAGCUGAGAGCAUUUGUUUUUCUUUGAUUUAAUCGGGGAAUGUUGUAGUCAAUUGGCUCGUUCUAUUCAUAGCAACGUCUAAUAUUUUAAUAUUUAUUUGCACCAAAAAUUUCUGCAUAAUCCUCAGCACUUCCUUUUGUUUCUCUUUGACUACUGUAGUAAUUUCUUCUACCUAUGUUACUACAUGAUGGUAGGAAUGUCUCGUUUUUUGUUUGAUGGGGGAGUUUAAGCUCUUCGCAAUCCUAUGUGUUACAAAAAUAUAUUUUUUUGACAAUUUUUAAGGCAGUGGUAAUCUAUUCCAUCAUCUUAGAUGGUUUAACGUGCUAAUAUUUAUUUUCCCAUUUGAGACUUCCAAUUUUUACUUUUGUUGAUCACCGACUCUCUGUGGUUAAUAAAUUAGAAGUGAUGCAAUUAUAUGCCAUGUCUGGUUCACUUUAUGUCAGCUGAUUUUACUUUGCAGGAAUGAAGCACUUGGGCAAAUUCUGGACAUGUUGUCUGAAGAUGUAAAGCCGAUUGAAUUCGAAGGGAAUUGUAUUAGGCUGUCCAUAAGGACACCCAUUUUUAGUUCGGAUGUUUCUCUACUAGGACAAAAAUUGGACUGCGUCAUAGAGCCAUUGGUUGUGUACCAUGAAUUAGUAAUAGAAGUCGAAGAUGAGACAGUGGAGCUAAAGAAAAUUGAGGUAUUUUCUCCUGUUGCAUGUUAAAUGAACUUUGUAGUUUAUUACUUAAAAAUUCUUAAGAAAACAAAUGAACAACUAUUAGUUGUACCUUAGUUUUGCCAUACACUUCAUAAUAGAACUUUAGUUAAACUGUGUUAGAGCUGAUCAACCUUCCUUACUCUUUCAAGGACCAUGUGAAGCGAUCUGGCAUACCAUCUAUCUAGACUCUUAUAAGUUCCUGGGCAAUCUGGUUAACAAGGAUAAAGGAAAAUAUGGUUUACGAAUGAAACAUAAAUAAGCGCAAAGAAGUAUAGUAAAUAGGUAAAAUAUAUGAAAGUUCUAAAUUUGAAACUUUAAUUAGGAAGAAGCUUUUACCUUUAGACAUAUUUGGGGAUAACCUUCAGAAGUUGCUUUCUUAUUGGCAUGAUGACCUAUUUAUCCUGUGUUGACUAUAAAACAUUUCAAAAGUACCGGUUAUUUAUAUUUUUUUUAAAUUUUCUUUUUCCUUCUCAUAUCUCCCUUGUCCUUCGCCUUCUCUCAUCUCUUACCCUGCUGCUGUUCUUUCUGCCCUUCACCUGCUACACCUUUCUUACCCUUUUUUUGGUUUGUUUCUUCCUCAUCUUUUUUCCCUUGAUUUUUUUGGCAAUAUUAGUUGUCAAUGAUGGACAUAGCGGCCAGUCAGUUUGGGGGUUGAUAGAUGUUGAUUUUCUCUCUUGAUUUCUUCCUUGUAAAUGUCAACUGUCCUAAUCGUCCGAUUCCACAGACCAUGCCUUACACUUAUGCUCUAAACAUACAAACGAAGGCAUGUCUUGAGUACAUAGAAUUUGCAUGCUCAUGCACUUUUUAGACGAUCGUAAAGCUUAACUUGGGUAAUAUAUGUCUAGAAGAUAUCAGUAAAAUCCGUCAAGGCAUGAUACUGUUGUCGUCCAAUAUAUAGAAAAAUGAGGAUGCACCCUGGAUGAUCAAACUAGCAUACAAUGGGAAACAAAAAACAUGACAAUAAGCAAAUGUGACAACAAUGUUGAUUGAGAGUGUAUGGAAUUCCAUCUGUACUUAGUGAAGUUAUGUAGUCUAGGAUGUACCAAUUGAGAGAAAGCUUGAAUUAAUGUUGUUGUGAUGGAAAAGUUACUGGGACCUCUGUCGACUGGGAAAUUGUAAAUGUGAGAGUGAUUGAUACUCAGUAACACAGAUGAAAAUGCUGGAUGAGUAUAAAAGCUGCCAAAGUAUCACGAUGAAUAUUUUGCAUGAAAAUGAGUGCAAAAUGCUGACGUGUACAAAAAGUAUAAAAAAAGUUUUCUGUAUGAAUGACCCGCAUGCUACAGCUUGAAUGGCGAGGGUUGUGAAUCAGUGGAAAGUACUGCAUCAAAAGGUCCUAUGGCUGGCGUUCAUGGGGUAUUUAUGAGGAAAAAAUGUGAAAGUUCGUAUGAGAUGGUGGCUUGCUAGAUAUGCCAACGAAGUAAUCCUAGUCACGAUACUAGGUAGCUACUGUAUGUAAGCUUUAAAGAGAAAAACAGUCAGGCAAACAAGUGAUCUCAAAGAUUUUGCUGUGUUCAUUGUCAUUAUGAUAUAAGCACGUGGUUUGAGCAUUCAAUGUAUCUAUUUCCGGCAUCAGAGUACUAGGAUAUCCACAAGAGUUAGCAUUACUUAAGUGCAUUCCUCUGUAGUGUAGGAUCUUGAGAGUUUACAUCUCUACUUCUAUGAUUACUAUGCCUAUCCAUGGAAGCACAGCAAAGCAAUAGGUUGUGAUUAAAUCGACCAAUAUAUGAGUGAUUGCUGAUAUGUCUGCGAUGGUUGCGGAUGCAUGCUUAUUCUUGUCAAUUUCUUGUGAUUGAGUGUCGUUGAGGCUAACUUCUAGAUAAGACAGUCUUUGUAAUGUCAUGUCAGAUGGAGACAACAUUUGUAAUGCCAUGUCAGAUGGAGACAAUCUUUGUAAUUCCAUGUCAGAUGGAGACAAUUCUUUUGAUUAUUCUCUUCUAAAAUUCUCUUUGAUGAAAUUGAGGACGUUUGGUUUCUCAUAUGUAGAGUUUCCGUGGGAUCCCAUCCUUGAUUGAAUCGUACUGAAAUAAGGCAAUUUAAGAGCAACAAAGCUCAUUGCAUCUAGAACAAGGUUCUUGUUUAUGAAUAAAAAAAAAACUGAGAGGUAAAACGUGGGCUAGCAUGUAAGAGUGGGAGGACAGCUGAUCUCAAAACAACUAGGUAUCUUGAAAUUGUAGAAAAUAUAAAUAACAUUACACUAGUUGUUUAUAGCUCAGAAAAUUUUGCCAAUAUCUUUAGAAUCCUAUUGUCCAACAGCACGGCCUUUCCCAUGCAACUCAAACCUAUUUAGGUGCAAGGGACUGUGCAGGCAUGCCUGUGGAGAAAUAUGUCGCCUCAGUAGCUGGUAGAUUAAAUGAUUCUAUGUAUUCUGAACCUCGUUUGGUUGUGUAUAUUUAACUUUAAUGAGACUAAUGUAAAAUUGGCCUUAGAUUUUUUUAACCUGUACCAGUUUUAUUUCUUUUAUCUUACUUCUUUUCAUUCGUCUCUUCAGAUUUUCCCAAAUGAUGUAUAUUUGGAGAAUGUUAUUACUGCAGCCAAAUCGUCAAGGUACGUUUCUGUUAAAGAUUUAUUGAAAAAUUCCCUAUAUAUUGUUGUAACUCACACAAUCCGCAACGUAUGAAGAGAAUUUGAGCUGCAAGAUAAAAAUAGUACCAAAUACUUGGAAAAGGGCAGAAAUGUCUACUGAAUCUAGAUUGUGAGGGGUGCAUUUGGAAAGGGAAAUUAUAUGUGUGCGAACUAGAAAUCGUAAUUACCUUUUCAUAGCUUAUAAUUGUAUUGGUCUUUUGGGUUUGUAUUGUACUACAAAAGCAGUAUGUUUGAGUUGUUUCAUUUGGUGACAUUCUCUUUUGCAUGCCAUUGUUAAAGAUGAGGAUAUUUUGCCUGUGGUUUUUGAUAAGAGCAUUUUAGGACCAUGAGCAGAUAUUAAUACAUCCAUAAGGUCUCUAUAAGGUGUACAUAAUGCAGGCCAGUUCAUGUUUCCAAUUCUACUAAAUUGGUCAUUGGCUGAUCUAAAGGUGAAUGCUGACUUUGGUUAAAAAACAAGAGUAACAAUUUAGAAAAAAAAAUGAAAGGACUAAUGCAAAUAUAUUUCUAA